Molecule: messenger RNA, 2708 nt
Organism: Megalobrama amblycephala (Wuchang bream)
Lineage: Eukaryota; Metazoa; Chordata; Actinopteri; Cypriniformes; Xenocyprididae
Gene: nt5e
Product: 5'-nucleotidase, ecto (CD73)
Biological process (GO): AMP catabolic process
Cellular component (GO): plasma membrane
Molecular function (GO): metal ion binding; 5'-nucleotidase activity; nucleotide binding
Source: RefSeq, a predicted model, not a curated record
UGAAGCCCGCUGGACGCCACUGAUGAGACUCUUCCAGUACAGCAAAGGCAGAGAAGAUGAUGAUGCAGUGGCUUAAUUCAUUAUUUUUCAUCUGGAUUCACUGUCAGAUGUGCAGGACAGAGUUUGAGCUGACUUUACUCCACACUAAUGAUGUCCACGCACGAGUGGAGGAGACCAACAAAGACUCGGGUAAAUGUAGUAAAGCACCUUGUUUCGCCGGAGUUGCACGGAGAUUUACGAAAAUCAAAGAAGUUCGUGCCAAGGAGAAAAAUGUUCUGCUGUUGGACGCGGGUGAUCAGUUUCAAGGGACCGUUUGGUUUAACUUUUACAAAGGUGCCGAAGCGGCGCAUUUCAUGAAUAAACUCGGAUACGAUGCUAUGGCCUUAGGAAAUCAUGAGUUUGACAAUGGAGUGGACGGCCUCGUGAAACCUUUCCUUCAGGAAGUGAAAUGCACUGUUCUCAGCGCAAAUAUUAAAGCCGAUCAGACAAUUGCUCCUCGGAUCAGCGGCUACUAUCUCCCAUAUAAAGUCUUCAAUGUUAACUCAGAGAAAGUAGGUGUUGUUGGCUACACAUCAGUGGAGACGCCUGCUUUGUCUAUACCAGGCCCCCAUCUCCAGUUUGAGGAUGAGGUUACUGCUUUACAGCAUCAAGUGGACAAACUCACUGCUUUGGGUGUUAAUAAGAUCAUUGCCCUUGGACAUUCUGGCUUCGACGUGGACAAAAACAUUGCAAAGAAAGUUCGGGGAGUGGAUGUUGUGAUUGGAGGGCACACCAAUACAUUCUUGUACACAGGAGAUCCACCAUCCACAGAGGUUCCCGCAGGACCAUACCCAUUGAUGGUUGAAUCUGAGGAUGGGCGCCGGGUUCCUGUGGUCCAGGCCUAUGCCUUUGGAAAAUAUCUGGGAUUCCUAAAAGUGAUUUUUGAUUCAAAUGGAAAUGUGGUGAAUUUUGCAGGCAACCCAAUUCUUCUGAAUAGCUCAGUAGCACCAGAUCCAGAUAUUCAGGCUGAAGUGGACAAUUGGAGGAAGAAUCUGGCCAAUUACUCUGCUCAGUAUGUAGGACAGACUCUUGUCUAUCUCAAUGGAACUUUUGAGGAAUGUCGAUUUCGUGAAUGUAAUUUGGGAAAUUUAAUCUGUGAUGCCAUGGUCCAUAAUAAUAUUAAAUAUGCGGAUGAAAUCCAGUGGAACCAUGUCAGCUCUUGUAUUCUGAACGGCGGAGCCAUUCGAUCACCUAUUGAUGAGCGGAACAGAAAUGGUUCUAUCACAAUGGAGGACCUGAUUGCUGUGUUGCCAUUUGGAGGUACAUUUGACCUGGUCCAAAUGAAUGGAUCUACACUGCGAGAAGUCUUUGAGCACUCAGUCCGAAGAUAUGGAGGAAACUCUGGAGAAUUCCUACAGGUGUCAGGUUUUCAGCUGGUGUAUGAUUUAUCAAAACCACAAGGAAAUCGUGUUAAAAGUGUGAAUGUGCUCUGCACUGAGUGUCGAGUGCCCCGUUAUGAACCACUCAACCCCAAGAAGGUGUAUAAAGUGGUGCUGCCCUCUUACCUAGUGGACGGAGGAGAUGGAUACUCUAUGAUUAAAGACCAGAAACUCAAACAUGACAGUGGUGACCUGGAUAUAGCAGUUGUUGCCAGCUACAUCUCAGAGAGAAAGAGAGUUCAUCCAGUUUUGGAAGGACGUAUUCAAUUUUCCAGCUCUUGCAUUGGACAUCGAGGAUACAUGUCCACCAUUCUGCUAGUGUGGGCUCUCUGGGUCAUGAUUGUAUAGCCAGUGAGAUUAUUUUUAAUGUACUUGUGUAACAACAUGUAGCCAUUUGUGUGUAAUUGUACAGUCAGAGGAAAAAAAGAAAUCUUUAACCCAAAGAUUAGUUACCUUUAUAGAAGUGAACAGCUCAGUUUAACUGACAGUUAACACUGUGAUCUAGUAAGGAUAAAAGAAAGUCACUUAUCUUGUUACACAAGUUCUUUUUAGAGCAAUACAGAGAUCUUCUAUACAGGCAUUUUCUACACCUCUUUAUAGAUAAAAGUCAUAGAAUUCAUAAGAGGGUAUACUAUGAAAAACCUCACAAAGAAAUGUUUUGCUUAAAAAAUACCUAUUUUAGGUCCAUUAAAAUAUUUUUGUAAUUUUUCAGCACAUUUAACCCCAUAUUCUCAUUAUUACUAUGUGAAAAAUAAGUCUUAGGAGUAAAAUAGAAAUACGUCAUGAUAGUAUGAUUUAAUUCACGCUGACUUUCUUAGCCAGAUGUUUUUUUGUUUGUUUUUUUUUAAUCAUUUUGUAUUUCAGUAAUACAUUUUUUUUUUUUUUUUUUUUUAAUUGAGUUGGGCUUAAUUGUUAAAAAAAGAAAGAAAGAUAUAUUGAUAGUCCUAAAAUAUUAAAUAAUUCCUUCAAAUAAUAUAAUUUCAUAUUUUUUCUUAAUUAUGGUCUGUACAUCUUUUCGUAAGAUUCUUCUCUGGUAGGGUUAUUUAUUUUGUCAUGUUUCUUGAUGACAGUUACAUUUAAUUAGCACAACUUGUGACGAUUAUAGACAGUGGUUUGUCUGGCAAGAAAUCACCACCUUCUUGAGUUGUUAUUCACGUUCCUAUAAAGCAUUUGUUUAAAGGUGCUCUAAGUGAUGUCACGCGUUUUUAGGCCAAAACAUUUUUUGUCACAUACAGCAAACAUCUCUUCACUAUCCGCUAGCUGCCUGUCCCCCUGAACACACUGUAAAAA